Messenger RNA from Acinonyx jubatus (cheetah), 5919 nucleotides. It is a transcript of the gene DRC1, whose product is annotated as dynein regulatory complex subunit 1. The coding region runs from base 3466 to 5223 and encodes 585 amino acids. Gene Ontology annotation, biological process: regulation of cilium movement; cilium-dependent cell motility; axonemal dynein complex assembly. The transcript has 16 exons. The record is from RefSeq and is a predicted model, not a curated record. NCBI's taxonomy places the organism in Eukaryota, Metazoa, Chordata, Mammalia, Carnivora, Felidae. Gene Ontology annotation, cellular component: axonemal dynein complex; axoneme.
UGUAUAUUUUAAGUGACAGUUUUAACAGGCAAAUGGUGUUAAACUAAUCACCGUGAAACUUGAAAGUGUGAUGCUCUCUAUGUUUUAGGAAGCUUAAGUAAAUUUCUGAUUUUUCUUUUAUUAAUUUUGUGACCCAUGUGACUUGCGUAGUUUACUUUCCGUCUUUGACAGUGGCCCAGAUGACUGGCAUUGGCAGGCAGUUACACUAGGGUUUCUGGUAAAUCCUGGUUGUCGAGCUUUUCCAGAGAGAGUGGCGACACGUACCUUCUUCCUCACGUGAAGCCAUGGGAGUGGAAUCUGCUGGCUGAUUCGUUGCAGGGCUUCCACAGUGCAAAAUAAAUGUAACCUUACUUUCUAACCCACAUGCUAGUACUACGCUUUGCUCUUCAAUAAACAAAUAUGCGAGAGAUAGUAAUCUAGCGGAUUUUUCUGGUUUGUUUUUAAGCGGGGACCUGCUCUUAAGACAGAGAGAUCUUAAAUGAGCUAAUAUUUAGGGAAGCAGAAAAUGUUCUGCCAUCUGUAGCCUUCUCACAGGUGGCCAGAGUGAGGAGACUGUGUUGCAUUCGGUCAGAAAGGCCGGGAUCCCAGAAUUGGAAAGUGGCACAUGGACUGAUUUUAGAAUAUCUUAACGAGGGCUUAUCUCUAUAGGAAAGUCCAUGUGGACCUAACAGAAGGAUUGUGUGGUCCAUUCACAUUGUCUUACUCUUCACAGAAUUGUUUGUAGAAAGGUAGGCUAAACCAAAGUGGUGCUGUUUUUAAAGCUUGUGAAUUGGAUCAUUGCCAUAGAGUACCUAAUGCUACAUGGAACUUAAAGUCAGUAUUAAAGAUACCAGGAUUGGCUAAAUGCUGGGGAUGCUUUAUGGCUCUUUGGCUAAAGUCUUCUCUUGAGCAGUUUCUAUGGGUAACCAUUAAAAUUUGGAAUUGAUUUUGUUUUUUUAUUAAAACAUACACAACUCGCCAUGAGCCCAAGAGUCUUAUAUUCUUGACGAGCACUUUUUAAUUCCAAGGAGUAAGUUCUUGACCUUAAGUGGAACACGUUUAGUUAGUACUUGAUAUUACUAACUCGGUACCGGAGGAAUGUUCAUUUCACAAGAUCUGUGAAUGUUGCAUUUUACAUCUGUGUGAAAUACUGGUAUCAUUCAGCAUCAGACUUUAACAACUGCUGAUUGAAACUGCCCACAGUAUUAACAUUGUAGGUUUUGUUGUUUAGAUAACUUAAACGAAAUGAGUCAGCUUUCAGGAGACAAAGACCCAGCUACAUGUAAUGACAUGCUCGUUCCAAAACGUGCCAAGAAAGCAGACUUCAGUGUUGCACUCCAAAUUUUAGUUGUUUUAUGAAAGUAGCAUUUCCUCUGGGUAGUGGGGAAGCAGUGAAUUACUGCCCAGGUGCAGACUCCCUGACCCCUACCUCGUCCCCUUCCCCUCCCGUAGGACAAAACAGGUUAAGUUUGUAGCCACCUGUAGGAAAAGAAAUGGCUACUUUUCUGAGUAAGGCUUCGUGCCCUGUGACUAAGGACAGGUGGCAGGCAUCCUGCCGAAUCAGUUAGUACCUUGUGUGGCUCAGACCCGUUGCAGUUUGCUGCGUGUGGUAUUCUGGAACAAGGACAGCUCCGUGCCUUCUCCGGUACCUAUUAGCAACACCACUUACGCCACUGGAACGUGUGUGCCACAAGCAGAGUGUGUCAGUGAGAUAAAGGGGAACACAAAGUCUUUCAUUUCCUCUUUCAGAUAGUUGAAUGGAGCAUAUUCAUAACGGGUCUGUCUAGAACUUGCUGUGUUCGUGGUAAAUAAUGUAGCAUUUAUCUGGUUAUGUGUGGUGUGUGUAUAUAUACGUAUUUAAUAUGUACACAUAGGGUUUCUGCAUAUCUAUGUAUGAUAUAUUCAUAUAUACAUGCAGUGUGCUCUUGAUUAUCUGCAAAAUGGUACACCCUCGUUAGAUUGUCUCUUCCUGUUGACCUGAUCGGCACGUAGCCCCUAACUCCGAAGCCUCUUCCUCCUCUAGAGCCACAGUCGUUCCUACUUGCAGUUCAUCUCAAUCCCCGCGGAAGGCCCUUGUGAAAUACAUCUCUUUCUGUUUCCCUUCCACCAGGGAUUGUGAGCCAGAAAGACAGUUUUUGAAGAAGACGGCUGCUUCCAUCAGGUUUGAGUCUUCUGGCUCUGAAUGGUGGUGGGGCCCAUCCCUGGCCAGAAGGCAGCUCUGGGAGCAGUUGUUGUGCUCAAGAGCUCGAGGGGGGAAGAGAUCUAGCUCUUGCAGAAAUGGGGCUUCACAACUUGCUUAAAAGUUCCUUAUCUGCAGUGUUGUGAAGUCGUAGACAGUUUGGUCCACAAAUAGAUCCUAUCACUGUUACUUUUGCAUCGUUGGUGUUACUGUUCCCCGUUGCUGGCCCCGAUAAUCAAGACCUGACUGUUUUCUUGCCAGUGGAUUCUGGAAGCCUUGCCUUCUGAACUGGAUUUAUGUUUAUUUCUGCUGCUGUGAACCCCAAAAGUAAUGCAGUAGGUUUUAAUUUAAAAUUGUUUCAUUCUAUUAUUGAUAAAUAUUUAUUGUAAUAAAAGUAAAGAGUAAAUAAUUUUUAAAUCCUUUUAACUGUUUUCAGAUUGUCUUCUUUAUUUUUCCUUGGUAGAUGCAAGAGGGGAGGGUGCUCUGAGAAGAAUGCUGUCUCAGAAUCACUGAUUACUUUAGAGCAGCAUAGUGCAAGGUUUUUUGUUUUGUGUGUUUAAAGAGUGAUCCGCCUGCUUGCUCCUGGGUGUUCUACAACCCUGUGACUUGUUUCAGGAAGCCGAGUACCAGGCAGGUGGCAGUAACAGCUGUUUGUAGUGUCCUGCUCUUGACUGCCCCAGAACUGGGUGCUGGGCAGUGUAUGAUAAUAACUGGGUCACACUUCAAUUAGUUGGGAAGGUGGUUGUCUUAAACACAUUUUCUCACAGAAAAAUGUAUGGUGUUAAUUUCCCAGGCUAAUUCCACAAGAAUCUAAUGACAUACACUUAGUACACCCAAAGUUUAGUUCAGCUUAUAAAUCACAAGCUUUUAUUUUAAAAACCCCUAUUUUCUAACAUUGCUUCUGAGAAUAUUUCCUAUCUUUUACAUCGGAAGUGGUUCCCAGCUCUGGCAGCAGGCAUUUAAAGUUUUUGUCUCUAACAGGCUUUGAAGAAGGUGAGGGGAAGAUGCCCCGUAUUUUGCCCCGGGGCUGCCUCUCCAGCGGUGUGCUUUUAAUCCCCUGCGCCACCCAGCCUCUCAGUCGCCCCAGCAGUUCCUCCUGCCCUUCUGUCCGCAAAUCUCGAAAACCUAGCGGGUACCUAACACAUAGCAGGCACGCACCAGGGAAGCACUUGGAGAAUAUUUAGAUGGAAAGAAAGAGAGUGAGGAAGAUCAAAGCAAGAGCUACAAGCAGAAAGAAGAAAGCAGACUGACUUGAAAAGCUGGAGAACGAAGUCAAGACCAGCCAGGACAAAUUUGAUGAAAUCACCAUGAAGUGGGAGGAGGGCAAACGGAAGAGAAUUCCCCAGGACCUGUGGGACAUGCUCAACACCCAGCAGGAAUUAAAAACAAAAGAUGACCAGUAUGUGAAGGAUUUGAAGAAGCAGUCAGAUGACAUCUGCCUGCUCCUGGAGAGGAUGGAAGAGCAAGUGAAGAAUGUGAUGAAAACCUUCCGUCAGGAGCUCAAUUCCAUUGAGAAAGCAUUUGAGGCGGAACGACGAGAACUGCUGACCAGUAAUAAGAAGAAAUGGGAGCGGGCCCUACAGGCUCACAACGCCAAAGAGCUGGAGUAUCUUCUGAGCCGCAUCAAGAAGGUAGAGGACUAUGAGAAGCAGCUGAACAAGCAGCGGGUGUGGGACUGCGAAGAGUACAACACGAUCAAGAUCAAGUUGGAGCAGGACGUGCAGAUUCUUGAGCAACAGCUUCAGCAGAUGAAAGCAACCUACCAGCUAAACCAAGAGAAGUUGGAGUACAACUUCCAAGUGCUGAAGAAGAGAGACGAAGAGAGUGUGGUGAUCAAAUCCCAGCAGAAGAGGAAGAUCAGUCGCCUGCAUGAUAUACUUAACAACCUGAGAUCAAAAUACACCAGGCAGAUCAGACAGUUUGAGGAGGAGAACCAGUCACUAACCUCCGACUACAUACGCCUUGUGACGCAGUUCAAGGAGCUACAGAAAGCCAUGAGGCAUUUCGCUCUUCUUGAUGACAAGCGGUUUCGAGAGAUUUGGCUGAUGAAUGAAGAAGAGGCAAAGGAUCUGAUAAGCAAAGCCUUUGAUGUGGACAGGAUCAUCCACACCCAGCAUCUGGGGCUCCCCUGGACCGCACCUGAUUUCUGGUUCCUGAGGAAUGUGGGACCUAUAUCUCAGCAGCAGCAGAGGUCUGCUACACAGAUAUUAGAAGAAGUGCUGAUUCAAACAGAAGAGGAGGGGAUGGAGGAGGCCACCUCAGAAACAGAGUCUUACCUCGACCUGCCAAAGCAAGUUUCCAUGAAAACGACCAGAAAGAUCCUGAUGCUCCUGUGUGACGAGUCGGGUUUCCUCAUAGAGAGCAAGCUGCUGAGCCUUCUCUGUCCCCUGGAGAAGAGCGAGUGCUAUCUGCUCAAGUUGGACGCCAUCUUCUCAGCCCUUGGGAUUGAAAGUGAGGACGACUUGUACAAACUGGUGAACUUCUUCCUCAAAUACCGAGUUCAUCAUUCACCCUCCAGUCAGGAGCGAACAAGCCCGAUGUCAGCCCUGGACCCAGGAGAGCAGACAGACCUCGAGAGACAGAAGGAGGGAAGCCUUGUGGGAGGGGAGCCAGAAGAGAAGGAGGUCCCCUCUUCUCCCACGCUCAUCCACCCCAACGACGUCCUCAAGAUCCUGGAGGCCUUUGUCAUGGGUCUGAGGAAGCCCAGGGACCCCCCGGCCCCAGUGAAGGUGGUGAAGUAUGUGCGAGACACCUCGAAGGACUCUGCGUAUUGGGAGGCCCUGGCCACGGUUCUUCCUUACGCCACGCAGAACCUCUGGGACGCUCUGUACACGGCCUUGGAGAAAUACCACCUCGUCCUGACGCAGAGGGCCAAGCUGCUGAUAGAAAACAACUCCCUGGAGAAGCAGAACACAGAGCUCCAGAUGCUGCUUCAGCAGUAUCUAGAUUCCAAGAUGCUUGUUGGACGUCUCUCGGAAGCAGGACCCGACCCCGCCGAGAGCGUCACAGCCCAGAGAGCCCUUCCUUAUGGAGUUUCUUCUUUGGUCUUAACAUCCCCUCUGUGAGGUCGAUAGGGCACAAGUCAUUCUCCCAGAGAGGAGAAUCAAAACUGGGAGACUCUUGCCCACUCUGCUGGGCCAGAUUGUCUGGCCCGGGAUGUGACAUGGCGAGAGGAGGCUCCAGCUGGGGCAGGUAUUCCCCGGUCCUCACUCCUGCCCACUCCGGUGAUAUUUGGGGCAACUUCCCCAUGGCCUGCAAGGGAAGAAUCUCGCCAUCUCUGCUUCUAAGGUUAGAAUCCCUUCGUAACAUAGUUGCUGGCUCUGCUGUGCUAGUGUGGGAUGCUUGACGCGGCGCUGAGACCGUGGGCCGGGAGGGUCACGACACCCUGGGCUGGGGGUACGCCCUCCAUCAUCAGCUGUGUGUGUGAGAGGUGACCGAGGCCAGCCACAAGCCCGGGAACUGGGGAUGUGUGGCCCCGUAACAGUCAUUAGGGGACUGUCCAUGCUGUCGUCGAUGCCGCUGUGUGCAGAGGAUGGGGGAGGAGGAAGGAAGGGCAGGGCUAGACUGGGGACGGGACGCGCAGGUGGUGGGAGGGGGUAGAGGGAAGAUGUAAGAGAGUGGCUCAGGGCAGAAGGUUCAGAACGUUACCAGAGGUCAGCUAGCUGGAGCAGAAGCCAAACAAGAAACCUUAGGACUUCUCUUCCAAAGGAAGGCAGACCGUGGGCUUUCCCAGGCAUCCGGAAGCGCUUGGCAGGGGGCAA